GGAAUCUUCAACAACCUCUAGCGGAGUCGUUCAAAAAAUCCGUGCGAAUUUAGUCAGUUCGAAGAACUAAUACCGCUUUGGGUGUCUGUGAAUCGCGAAUGAGGAGAAGGCGAAUAUUUAACAAUUAUAACAUCGAAUACUUUGGAUUGUAACAUAACCUCAAUGUAAAAUGUCUAAACACAGGAAGGACAAAAGUUUGUCGAAACUUGAUAGCAUGGCAGAUGUCCGCGAUAUAUUAGACAUCGAGGUACCUACCACAAGUGAGCUCACGAAGGAAUCAAUUAUAGGUAGUGACAAGAAAAAUCGUAAAAAAUAUGAAUACAAAGUGCCGAAGAGACCGGAGGGCAUGCAUCGUGAAGUCUUUGCAUUGCUCUGUAAAGAUAAUACCGACGUACCUCCGCUAUUUCCAACGGAUACCGCAAAGGGAUAUAAACAAGUUAGAGCUAAACUUGGUAUGAAAAAAGUGAGACCAUGGAAGUGGACACCGUUUACUAAUCCCGCUAGGACAGAUGGUGCUGUUUUUCACCAUUGGAGACGAGUUGCAGAUGCUGGAAAGGAAUAUCCUUUUGCUAAAUUUAAUAAAAAGGUUCCUAUUCCAACAUAUACUAAUGCAGAAUAUGUUCAACAUUUGGUUACAAAUGGUUGGACAAGGGCAGAAACCGAUCACUUGUUUGAUUUGUGUAGGAGGUUCGAUCUAAGGUUUAUCAUAAUCAAAGACAGGUGGGAUUGUACAAAGUUCCCUACAAGAUCCGUAGAGGACUUAAAAGAAAGGUAUUAUCAAGUGUGUGCAGCUUUAACAAGGACAAAGUCUCACAAUGACAAGGUUUAUGUGUUUGAUGCUGAACACGAAAAACGCAGGAAAGAACAGUUAAAAAAAUUGUUUGAAAGGACACCGGAACAAGUAGAAGAGGAACAAAUGCUAUUAUCUGAGUUGAGAAAAAUCGAACAAAGGAAGAAGGAAAGGGAUAGAAAGACUCAAGAUUUGCAAAAAUUAAUAACAGCUGCUGAUCACCAAGCUGAUCCAAGGAAGAAUGAAAGAAAACCUGCAAAGAAGAGCGGAGCUUCUGCUCGAAGUAGACCAAACAAAGCUGAUACCUCUCAUACAGUAGAAUCCGCUGGAAUUAAGUUUCCAGAUUUCAAAAAUAGCGGUGUUUCCCUCCGUUCUCAGCGAAUAAAAUUGCCGAGUAGCUUAGGUCAAAAGAAAAUGAAGGGUAUCGAACAAAUGCUUAAUGAACUUCGUAUAGAGUUAAAUCCACCACCCACGGAGCAAAUAUGUCAACAAUUUAACGAAUUAAGGAGCGAUAUCGUUUUACACUAUGAACUUCGAAGCGCGUUAUCGACGUGCGAUUACGAGUUGCAAUCAUUGAGGCACCAAUACGAAGCUUUAGCACCAGGGAAGACAUUAACGAUACCACCUGCCUUGUUACCGAAAAGCGAGCCGGAAGUUAAAGCAGACAUAAUAGAUGUGGUGGGUUCACCCAGUAUGCCAUCUGUUACUCACUAAUUUCUAUAAUAGCUUAGAAAGAUAAAAACUGUAAAUAAUUUCUUGUACGUUGAAAUGCGAUAUUCAAAUUAUCGAGUACGCUUAAUUGAUGUUUCUCUCUUUGUAUUAUUUCUUUUUACUCUUUAUUAGAAACGAUUAAAAGUAAUUUAAGAGAAAUGGCAAAAUUGAAUUAUCUUCCUCUUCCAUAAUGUCAUCACCAUAAAAUGUAUCGAACGAAGAAUGAAAUAACUGGAACAAAGCGUUAAUUACUUAUAUAUCUGUGUAUUUUAUAUUGUCGACAAAAAGUAACAAUGUACGGUCAAACCGUAUAAUUUAUCUACAACAAUCUACAAUAGAUUACAAUAUGUUAUCUUGUUUUUGUUGAGGGUUAGAGGGAGGCAGGAAUAUUAGAAUAACGGGAACUGGGUUUUUUUUUGGAAGGAACGGGAAAUCGGGUUAAAAGUGUGGAGGAAAGAUGGUCGAUGCAGGCCUUUCUUCGUUCGUGCUCCGUUAAUCGCGAUACAGUUGACUGUUUUAAUUCUAUAUUAAAUUACUCGAUAGCUCUAGCCGUACUUGGUACGGAAUAAUGCAUAUAUAUCUGAUUCUUAAUGAUCGAUAACCCACCGCCCGACUUUUCCAUCUACGCCGUGCCGUGAGGACUCUCUCGGUCAAAGUUAAGUAUAAGGAAAAACUGGUCACAACGCUAGCUAACAUCGUUGACCCGCAUAUCCGAUUCAUUGUUCGCGGAUCGUGCAUCCUCUCGUCUCUUUUUCAACUUCUUAUGCCAUAUGCUGACGUUUCGAUCGCAAUUAUCCCGAUAGCACGAUAUUUUUUAAUUUUUAAGACUAAUACUUUAGGACGAAAAAAUAAAAAUAUCCAAGAAAAUAUCUUAGACUGGAAUGUCAUACUCGAUUAGCUCUAUUAAACAAAAUAAUGGAAUACUUUUUCUAGUUUUUCAUCGUCCAAUUUGUAAAUGGAAAAAACCUGAAACACGAAUCGUAGAUAGAUACAAAGUACAAAGUGUUAAAUAUUUUUCAAUAAGCAAGGGAAGUGAUAUAAUCGUAGCGAUGGAACAAGAGAAAGCAACUUUAAGAACUUGAAAAGUGAUUUCAAAGGAACUUUCCUAAAGAUAUGUAUGUACAUUCUACAUGCACCUUUGCGUGAUGGCAUUCUCUAGAGAAAUACAUACAUACUUUUAUAGGCUGACGUCUCAAACGAACAGAAUAACGAAACAUCGAGUAUGCAUUUCGGUAAUCGUUUCGUCUUUGAACGCAAAAUGAGACAACUAACAUACUCUAACUUUUUGUAAUUUCAUUUUAAACGAAAAAAUCUUUAAUUUCAAGAGGGUGGCAACGAAACGGAAUGAUGAACGAUUGAACGCGUCAACCUAUCCCGAUGGCAUCUUCAAUCGCAUUUUCAUUUUCUCAUAUUUCGGCCGGUUUGUUAAUCGACUUGUAGAUUUUUCUGUUGUGACGAGAAAAGCACGAUCAUUGGCUGUGGCAUAGCAAGUGGGUCGGCUGGAAAGAGGGGAAAAAAGUUGAGCCACGAAUAAAGGAACACCGCGGCUGGCAAAACACGCGUAAUACGUGUCUAUAUGUAUAUACACACUGAUAUACAUGUAUACAUAUAUACACAUAUCUGUAGCAAUAAUAGUAAUAAUUAUAAUAAUCGUAGUGAUAAUAAUAAUAACAAUAAUAAUGAAUACGAACAACUUGUAAUGUACAGAGUAUAUGCGUACAUUCCUCAACGAAAGUUCCCUUCGCCUUUUCUCUCGUGUCACGUAUUCCUUUCUUCCUUUCCUCUUUUCUCUAUUUUUUCUCUGCUUCUUCCUUUUCUUUUCUUUCUUUCUUUCUUUCUUUCUUUCUUUCUUUCUUUCUUUCUUUCUUUCUUUUUUUUCCGACACAACACGGAAUCGUCUACAGGAUUAUUGAUUCGACAACGUUCGAGCGAUCCUGCAACUGACCGGAGAAGAGAUUUGUCUCGUUAUUAUCUUUUUUUUUUCUUUUUUGAGUUACUUUUGCUGCUUCGUUUUUUUUUUCUUUUUUUUUGCUUCUUAUAACAUGUAACAUGAGAAAUCGUAUCUUAUUCGUUAAAGACAUUCCCUACACAACACGGCUACGGUAAUGCGUCAUGGAUAUGUGCGCAAGUGCGUGUGAAGUAGAAUGGAGGGAGACACAGAAAGACAGGAAGAGAAAGGAUGAAGGGAAGGGGGAGAAGGGAUAGAUGGAUGGAUAGAUGGAUGGAUGGAUGGAUGGAUGGACAGAUGAGGGUGAAGGGGCAGAGAGGGGGGAUAGAUGGAUGUGAGAGUUGAGGAAGGAGAGAGAGGCUGCAGAGGAGGGUGGUUGGUUGGGCAGGAGGUGGGAAUCGGGUGGAUUCGGGGUUGUCGAGUGUCCGCACGUACGCGCGCGUACGCACGUGCGCACAUAGGCACACGUUCUUUAAAGUUUAUAUGUAUAGACUUCUGUAUAUAAUGUUAAUCAUUGAUUUUUUUGUUUUCUUCUGUUGGUUGUUGGUUGCUUUCAAGUAAGCAGCUUUCUCGAGUAUGUAUAUAUAUACACAUAGGUAUAUGUACAAUACAUAUAUAUGUGAAUAUAUAUAUAGUUGCUAUUACGUAAUAAUAACAUGUACGCUCGUCAAUUGCAUCAAAUUUUCUCCUCUCUUUUUCUCUCGUCUCAUUCGCAUCUCUUUCUCUCCUUCUUUCUUUCUUUCUUUCUCUUUCUCUAACACACACUCGUACAUCGUUCAUACGCGUUUACUCUCAGUUCCAUUACACUCUCGCACUCGUUCUCCCUCUCAUUCGCUUCGGCUUGCCUAUAAUUUCCUACCUGUAUUGUAUAUAACUACAACGCUAUGGUAGACAACAACAAGUAAUAUUAUCCUAAACUUGUUUUCACUUGUUUUCUCUACAUCGUAUUCGUAUAUGCCGUAAAAAUGUUGUAUAUAAUGAUAUUAAUAUUGUUUACAUAUUCUGUUUUAUUGCACGCGUUAUCGGUCGCGAUAGCACCGACACGUCGAACGAAAGUCGAGCAUCCGAUCGAUCGUUGAUUCGGCCGAUCACCAAUUUUCGUUAACGAUCACCGCACGACGUUUAAUUAAAAUCCCCCGGCGAACUGUAACAGACUCCAAGAUUUCGAUAUUUCGAAUAAAAGAACAAAUCGUGCAAUUUCGAUUGUAAUCGACGAGAUAACGUGAAGUAUGUUUUUACGAUCGAACAAGACAGAAGAAAGGAAAACGUUGUAAUCGGCUACGUUCAAUUACCGAUCCUAAAUGUUCGUUCGCUAUCGGUUCUACCGCGACAUUUCUCUUUAACAUCAGCCUGUUAUAUUUUCAUUUAUUUAUUUAUCUUCCUGCGAGAUAUUCACUGUACUGAUUUUUUUUCCUUUUUUUUCUUUUUUUUAUCUUGCAUGUAAUAUCCUCGUUAACGUUCAACUCGCACGCGAUCAGCGAUUUCUCUAGAUAUAAGCCGAAAAUCAUCCUGCGUGAGGUGUAAAUAAUAUGGUCGUUGGUGCAGCAUUUGUCUUGUCUCCGUUGAGAAUAUUCUCGUACCGGUAUCCGUACGAAAUUACAUCGUGACUGAGACAAACGAAAAGCGUGGUCGUCUAUCGAGAAGAUCGAUUUGCCGUUUACAUAUUUGACAGGUAUCACAAAAAUCGUCAAAUCGAACGCUUAUCGAGACCUCGUUGUUUCCCGAUCAAAUUGCACGUGCACGCUGCAAUCCGUAGUAAAAUUCAUAUUUAUAUUUAUACAUAUGUGUAUAUUUGUGUAUGUGUGGUGUGUUGUACGUGUACGUCUGUGUAUAUGUGAAAGUGUAUAUAAUAUAUAUAUAUACAUACAUACAUAUAUAUGCUUGUGUGCGUGUGUAUGUGUAUAUAUAUACACGUAUAUAUAGAUACAUCUACAUAUACAUAUACAUGUAUAUAUACGUACUAGGCUGGUUUCGUCUAAUCGCACGUAUCCUAAAUAUCCGCGAAAAACAGAAAAUCGACCUUUGUACGUUCCAAUUUAACCCUAGUACUGUCGUCAUUCUCCAACUCCACGCUUUUCCUUUAGAAAAAUUUCUUUUCCUUCUAAUUCUCUACGUCGUCGUUUGUACGAUAAAAACAAUAGAUAAACGUUGAUAUAACAAUCGGUGAAUAGUAAUUUAACAAUGUAGCUUUGAAAUUAUUCUACGGUCGUGUCGCUAGAACGAUAGUUUCGUAAAAAUAUUCUGUUUACCACCCAUAGAUCGAGUAACGGAGAAAUAAGUUUAGAUCGUUGAUCUAACGGCCCUUCUGUUCCCGAAGCGCAGAGUAUCGCGACACGAUCUUUUCAUCUACUCGCAUCGUAUCGGGGAAGCGAUCAAGAUCCACUCACCGAUGUAAAAGGUGUGUAAUUUGGAAGGGAACGAUCGCGGGGAUAUAUGGCGCGCGUGGAGCGAAUACUCAAGGGCAGAGAAAGGGUUAAGAGAAGAGCGACAAUUAUCAAAUAUAUCCGUACGCACGAGCGAAAGAAAGCGUUGCCGUAAUAAAAUCAUCCUAUCCUCGGACUCUCUCAUCCCGACGUAUACAACGUUAGACCUUUACAUAUUUAUAUGCGCCUUUAUGUAUAUAAGUAUGUAGAUAAUAUAUGUAUAUAAUGUAUAAUAGUAUAAUUAUUUAUAAUAUUUUGUUACUUUAUCCAUUUUCAUCUAAGAUUCUGCGGUAACCUAGGUUUCUCUCGUCAUCCGUUUACCUCGUAAAAUCCGAAGUACUUUUUCUCAAUUACGUCGUAUCCAGUACGUCUACUACUGCGGCGAUGGACGGGGGUAAAACCCUAUGUAAUGCGACGAAUUCAACAACGACAAUCAUAAAAUAUAUAUAUAUAUGUAUAUACGUAUAUAUAUAUGUAAAUAUAUGUAUAUAUAUAUAUAUAUACGUGUGCUUUGUAUAUAAUAUACGUGAAAAGAAAAAUCGGAACGAACGAUAUCACACGUAUAUGUAUAUAUUUAUAUAUAUGUGUGUGUGUCGUGCGUACACGCGCACGCGCGCGCGCACGUUGCAAGCGAGCACCUGUAUUGUUGCGUGUAACUAAUCGUAAGAGAACGUAUAGCGUACGCCGAAGAUCGAUAAUUAACUGGCAUCUUUCACGCGUGCAACUUUCGCACGCGCGCACACACGUCUUAUAGUAUACCUAGUGCGAUGUGCGUGUGUGGGUGUGUGCGCGCGCCCGCGCCCGCCACUGCGUGUCCAACAACGAUCUGCAAUCUGCAUGCGAUCGAAUCGUUCGACAGGCUGGAUCACCACCCGAAAACAGUACAUGUAUAUAUAAUAUCUAUAUGUAUAUACAUAUAGAUGUGUACCUAUAUGUGUAUACGAUAUAUAUACUAUAUGUACUGUAUAUAUAUAUAUACUAUAUAUAUACAUAUAAUACGUAUUUAAUAAUAUAAUCUUUAAUCAUAUAUAGAAACUUUGUAACACCUUUAUCCUUUUCCUUUUUUUCUUUUUUAACUUUUCCCUAAGUAUCUUACAAUAUAAGUAUCUAAUAAUAUCGCUAAGUAUUUAGUUACUUUAUUAAAUCGUCAGCGUCUCCUUCUCUUUGAUAUGUGCGUUCGCGCCUUGUCAUUGCCAAGAGAAUGUAUUUUUAAGCCUUUGUAAGCGGAAUUUCUGUUCUCUUCUGUUCGGUUUUCUUCCACAACCCCUCCCCUCUCCUCCCCACCUUCUGUCCAUCACUCUCUUUCACUCACUCACACCCCUAUCUACAUACAUUCAAGCUCACAAUUAUUUUUCUCGUUCUCUCGUGCGUUCUGGUACGCGCUCGCGCUCUUACUCCCGAUCCUUCUCUUCCUCAUUUUCUCCCCGUCUCCUUUCCUUCUUUUAAAUAAACCAUAUAACGACAAUUAAAGCUACGUUAUCGGAAUGGAAAACAAUAUUUUCGAUACGACCGUACGUCAUACAGAGGGAAAGAAGUUUGUCCUCUCGUAUCGCGAAGGAUGCAAACCGUUCGACAGGUUUACGGUCAUUCGGCUCUAUCGUCACGGCAUUGCGUUUUGCUCGAAAGUGUUUCGCGUGUCACGUCCGAAUUCCCUCGAUUCACAUUGGUACUCCGUUUGUGUUAUUUGACGAAGAGCGACUGUCCCCGUCUCGUUAUUUGCGGAUGCUCGAAGAAUCGCGACACGAGAAUAGAAUAAAAAUUUCUCGAACGAACGACCCUGAUCCCGUGAUACGAAUUACACAACGGUUGUGUAAAGAAUCAACCAACGGAGUUUGACGCGCGCAUAUUUUUUUUCUUUUUUUAUCGCUGCCGUAUUUAGAAUACAAUAACGAAAAGAGACGAGAGCGAAAGGAAAAAGAAAAAGAAAUUAGGGCAACCGCGAUGACGAUCGCGUUGAAAAGAAAGUGGGUCGUAAAAUAUACUUCGAUAAGAUCCUUCCUUCCUCGUUCUCCUGUUUCCAUCGGUCGAACAAAAGGAACCUUUUCCAUCGGCUUAGAUCUACAUGCGUCCCGAACACGGCGAAAGAAAACGAAGGAAUUUACUCUUGAACCAUGAACACAAUUCGCAACACACGGUUUCGGUCAACACUGGCACCGGUAGCAUUCGUGUACCGACGUCUUCGACAACGCAAGAUUCGACUUGAACGAUCGCUCUUACAUACGCGUAUUUGUUUCUUUUUUUGUUCCUUUUUUAUUUUCUCUUUUAAUAUAUAAAAAUGAAUCUCGAGCCGUUAAAUAUGGGAUCGGCCGCAACGAUGUGUGUCCCGUUACGUCUCACGGCGAGACGCGCGUCGAAAAUUCAAAGAUUAGAAUUGAAACUCGAUGUCCCCUUUCAACCCUCAACGAUGUUUAUCCUAAAGUAUUAUAAAGUACAAAUUACGAGCGCGAUAAUACCCCGAGCUUCGAGCAUUUCGCCCGUUCGACCUUCGCCUUAUCACGCGAUUUCCCGUUCAUCCGUUUUCGUUUCAACGAGAACAACCUAACGAACUCUCUAUUUAUCGUUACCCUCUUUUCUCUUUAAGGGCACGAAUACGUUAAACUACGUUGCGUUCCGUUUUGUACAGGAUUUCGAUUCGGGACGAGAAAUUUCCGCGAAAAGAACGUACGGAGUUUCGUUACCCAUCCGGACGAUUCGCUUUCACAUUUCUCGUCGUUGAAUCCAGGAAGAACAUUUGUUUCGUAGAGACGAUGCUCGGCUUUCUUUGUCAAUCGUUCGUUCUCUGUCGUUGAUCGAAUGCAAGAGGAAUUCGUACGAGAGGAAGGCCGGAAGCUCGAGGAAUUGCGUUACUUCGUUCGCGGCCUCGGCCACACCCGUGCUCGACGCAGGUCGGAUCGCUUCUGCGACGAUCAAACGUCGCCAGCGUUGAACCUGUUGGUUGCGUGUGAUUUUUCUAUGUUUCGACGAGCUUUUGUAUAAUAAUAAUAAUCGAUCGUUACGGUAUCAGUACGCGCUACGAUAACAAAUGUUUGAUUGAAAACGUUUAUAAUAAUCGAAGCUACACGGAAUCUCUCUCUCUCUCUCUCUCUCUCUUUCACAUACACACUCUUUCAUUCUCUUCCUCGGCGUGGUACUAAAAAUGCUAAAUUGCAAAAAAGAGGCGCCGCCGUUUGUUUCUCUUCUUUCCAUAUGUCUCUGUACGUGUCUUCGCGUAUAUGUGUAUAUGUGUGCGUGCGCGCGUGUGUGUGUGUGCUUGUCCUGUGUAUGUCCGUGUACGCAUGUGUGUGUAUGUACAUUUUCUGGUAUCCUUUAAUCGUUUUGUUAAUCGGUGAUCGGUACUUCGGGAAGAUCGUAUUGUGCAUCUUUCGCUACUUGCUUCUUGUAAUCGUUUACGAAACUAUUAAGAAACGCUACGUCCUACCAGCUACUUCGCGCUAAAGGUUCCUCUCCUGCUUUCGUCGUUAUAUUUACGCGCUUGUUAUGUCAAAUCGUCUCGUGAGAAGCCGCUGCAUUCACUUUCUCAUUGUCCUUCCCGUACCUUUCGUUCGGACGCUUCGAGAACGCUUCGCCUUUUCCCGUUUGAUCCUGCGAUUUUCUCGAUGGAAACUGGCACGAUCGAGAGCCCACUUUCGAAAGAACGAUCCGCGGAUGCGAGAGGAUCGAUGAAAGCCACCCAGCGUUUGGCGAGCAUGUGCGUGACGAACGCCUAGUCCGUUCGUUUCUCGACAGACUACGAAACUUCCUCGUUGAAGUAGUAUCGGUAGACGAUAAGGCGAACACGGCUGACAAUUAGACGCGACGCAGCGUAAUAACCACGUGACGAUCGGCGAUCGCAUCUAUUCCGAUAGAACGUUCCUCUUCUUUCUUCGAGCUAUCGCCAAGUCGGUCCUCGAGAACGCGUUACCACGGCCGAUCGCCACGGAUCAACGUAGAAUUAUCGUAAUAGUAGUAGAAGCGUAAGAUUAGUUCGAUGCUAGAAGAUGUAAAAGUCGGUGAAACGCGAGAGUCAAACAGCACCCGGCUACGGACGUUUUUCGUAAGAGUCCCGUAGCGAAGAGCGAGAACGAGAUAUUAACGAGAUGUAGCAGCGGCUAAAGAGUAGAACAACUACGAUUCGUGGGUACGGUGAACGCGCCGUAAACACGAGCUCGCUUCUUAGAGCGUAAAGCUGCUUGAACCGUGAACCGCGAUGGUUCCUCCUCUUAGUUUCGAUAGUCGAGAGUAUACAAAAGUGUGACAACGUUUGAAGUAUGCGCGAAGUGAAUUCUCGUUUAAUUUCGUUACCGAAUCGGUUAGGUUCGCUUGUCAUUUUCUACUCCGUUUCUUCUCCGGUUCACCGUGAUUUCUGGUCUCUCCUCGUUACGAUUUGAUUCUCUGCAUCCGUAAACAGCAUUUUGCGUUGUGCGAGUAUUUCUUUUUUUUUUGUGUGUUUUUUUUUUCUUUUCUUCUUUAGUAAAAAGCUAGGCCGCUGUUAGGCGUUCAGGCGGUUCCGGAUAUAUACGUCGUUCCUUUUAAUCCUCUCGUCGAACCGCAGUCGCGCUGCGAUUUCGCCUUCUCCGCUUUCAGUAUCCUUAUCUUAGUCGAUAUCACGUUUAUACCUAUUUGUUUAUAAUCUACGCGCUCGAAACGUACGUAGCGUGACAUCGAAAACUCGAAAGAAUGUCAGCGAAAGAUAGCUUAGUGAGAGUCGCUUUCGAUCCGGGAUCACGGAACCACGCUCUUUUCCCUCCUUUUUCCUUUAAGUAACCAAAAAGUCUCUUUUUCGUUUUUGCCUCGAGCGUUUCACUCUUCUAUUUGCCCCGUGAUCUCCGGUAUUGGAGGUUCGUUAGCGUUACUCUUCUACAGAGAAAGAACGGCGUGCAGCGACUCGAUCGUAAACUGAAUACCAUCAAGAGAGAGGUGCAGAGCAAGCGUCGCGGGUGUUCGUUUCGAAUGACGUUCGAGUCGACUGCACGACGACUCCCCUCGAAGACUGCGUUUCGUCAGUUUCGCUACGCGUUUAGGAAGAUUCGACCUCUUCUCGUGUCUCUUACGUAGAUUAGUUGAAUAGCUAUUAAUCGAAGUUAAAAACAGGCACGCCGGAAACCGGAGGCGCGUGUUCUACCGGUAAAAUCGUUGCUGAAACGAGGGUGGUCUUUUUUCGAUUUCAACGUCGGCGAUUCUUUUCAAAUACCGAAGAUAUUCUUACACUUGUAGAAUAAUUAGAAGAGAGAUAAUCAAUUUUCUAUGGUCGAAACGAUCGAUCGAUCCACCGUCGUUUCGGCGAUUCGCGAUCCGAAUCGGCGCUUCCGUUCUCUGCGUACAACGUUAGAGCGCUGACGAUCGGCGGAUUCGUUUUCGGUCAAUGAAAACGCGACGCGUGGCCGAUCGAUUGAAGGCGAGCCGGAGUUCGCCGCGUUUCGUCAUGGUUCCGACCCUCGCGCGCCGUCUCUUUCCUCCCACGGCUACUGUUUUCGUUCGCGAGACAAUGUAAUUUCGCGGAGCCGUACGCGGAAAAAACGGCCUCGGGGGAUAGCGUUAGGCGGAACAAUGGUAUCGAGCAAGCACAACGCGGAUCGAACGGCUUUGCGAGUUUCGAGCGAUUAAUCGAGGUGACACGCUGCUGGCCAAUUAGCCGGAACGUUUGUCACUCGCAUGUUUUGUCCCUGAAUGAAUUUUUCGCAACGUUGUUCCGAUAGUUGCCUUGUUCUUCGCGCGUGACUAAAAAUACACGGCGAAAGGGGAACGUUGCCUAACGCUAUCGCGUGUAACGAAUUCGAAAACGAAGCGUCGAGCGUCGGAAGCGCGUCCGUGCAGAUUUUACGAACACGACAGAGUAGAUUUGGCUAGAUCCUACGGUUAUAGACGAAAAGAAAGUGUUGCACUUUAUAGAGAGAAAUCAGCGAGCCGUCAGGCCGUCCACUGUGCAACGAGAGAUCGUCGAUCGCUUACUCGGCGGAUGAAAUCGCGUCAACCGGUUUUAGAUCGCGAUCGGGAACUAGCGGCACGAAUCGUGGAUUCGUUCGAUCGAUAUAUUUUACUUUACACGGUGUCGAAUUCAUUGUUUCCAUCGUGAAACAAUUUGGCAGUACGACUAACGCCACUUGACGAGUCGCGUAUCAAAGCGAAAACAUCGACGUAUCGGAUGCCUUCUGCCGCGGGUAAACCGGUAGCUCUAAACUCGGUCGUGCGUUCGACGAUCCUCGAGAGAAAUCGCGUUGGAAAACGGCGUUUCGUCGAGCUUCGAGCGUGCGAGAGUCUAACGAGUGGCUUCGACGGGCGAGUUGUUCGAAUCGAGACGCUACAUCUAGGAUAAGUAUCGUGGGAAGAAACAACGUGGUAUAAAAGCAGUAGAAUAGGAGUAGAAGUAACAAGGAGUAGAAUUACGGAGAAGAGAUAAAAGAAGAAAAAGAAGG
Molecule: messenger RNA, 12264 nt
Organism: Bombus huntii
Lineage: Eukaryota; Metazoa; Arthropoda; Insecta; Hymenoptera; Apidae
Gene: DMAP1
Product: DNA methyltransferase 1-associated protein 1
Exons: 6
Coding region: 170-1504 (444 amino acids)
Biological process (GO): negative regulation of transcription by RNA polymerase II; chromatin remodeling; DNA repair
Cellular component (GO): Swr1 complex; NuA4 histone acetyltransferase complex; nucleus
Molecular function (GO): transcription corepressor activity
Source: RefSeq, a predicted model, not a curated record